Rodentolepis nana is the source of this 474-nucleotide messenger RNA. The record is from the annotation of a GenBank genome assembly. Lineage: Eukaryota; Metazoa; Platyhelminthes; Cestoda; Cyclophyllidea; Hymenolepididae.
AUGGCAUCAAAAGACGUUCCACUCAGAAGAGUUAAAUAUUCUGAUCGCAGCCAACUUCCUAAUGACUACAGCUCCACCCCAGGAGGUAGUAUAUUUAGCACAACUCCCGGUGGAACAAGGAUUUAUUAUGACAGAGACACGCUUCUAAUGUGCAAAAAUUCUCCUAUUGCUCGUUCACCUCCGGUGGGUAUGGUUUGUUGCCCUGGUGUCACAUGCCCUCUGAAUUGCCAUGGCGAGUGCAAUUUAUUGAAAGCACCUGCCACUGAGCAAAAGUCUGCGCAGAAACCCGUUGCCACAUCAGAACGUCUAGAGAAUCAGCCACCCCAUAAGGACGUGCGUCUUGUCUGUCUUCUCCCACCGGGGUGCUAUAAAAAAGCGACAUUAGUAUUUUGUCCUCUGCACGCCGUGGGAUGCAAAAUUCUGCACAGCUCGGAACUCAUUGUUAAUCCUGAACACUCCAUCGUAAUGUGGUGA